Messenger RNA from Aspergillus steynii IBT 23096, 1485 nucleotides. Its product is annotated as purine-cytosine permease family protein. NCBI's taxonomy places the organism in Eukaryota, Fungi, Ascomycota, Eurotiomycetes, Eurotiales, Aspergillaceae. The transcript is spliced from 4 exons. Bases 1 to 1485 code for a protein of 494 amino acids. Gene Ontology annotation, cellular component: fungal-type vacuole membrane; plasma membrane. Gene Ontology annotation, biological process: transmembrane transport. Gene Ontology annotation, molecular function: transmembrane transporter activity. The record is from RefSeq and is a predicted model, not a curated record.
AUGGCGGAUCCAGAGCUUGGCUCUGAUUUGCAGUCGCCAUCUAAAGAGAUAAAGCCAAAAUAUGCAGAUACUUUCACUCGGGUCUUCGGGUUGGAAACUCGAGGAAUUGAACGUGUCGGAGAGAAUGAACGUCACCCUCCACGGUCCAAUGAUUAUACUCGAAUGUUCCUGCUGUGGCUGAACUCUUCAUUGACCGCCAACAACGUGAUAGUGGGACUAUACGGUCCGGCACGGUACGGUCUUGGUUGGAACAAUGCCGCCAUGUGUGCUGCUUUAGGAGGAAUCCUAGGAACUAUGGUAGUGGGUUUCAUGAGCACAUGGGGUCCGAAGAGUGGCCAUCGCACCUUGGUGGUGACUCGGUGCUUCCUAGGCUACUACCUUAGCAAGGUAUGCUGCGUACUGAACGUCCUCACGAUGCUGGGCUACGGCAUGGUGAACGUCAUACUCGGAGGCCAGGUCCUCUUCGCCGUGUCCGAUGGCCACACAGCAGUACCUGUCGGCAUCGUUGUGGUCGCCAUCCUCACCUGGUUCAUCGCAACCUUCGGCAUGCACCUGUUUCACUUCUAUACGCGAUACGCCUGGAUUGUCCAGCUAUCUAUCCUCUUCGUCAUGGUCGGCUGUGCCGGCCCCAUCUUUGACACCAUCACUUCCCCUUCCUCCGCCAAUCCCCCGGGGCCCACAACUACCAACUCCAAUCGCCUCUCCUUCUUCUCCCUCUGCUUCGCCUCCGCCAUCACCUGGGCGCCCUCCAGCGCCGACUACUUCGUGUACUUCUCCUCCUCCACCAAGCAAUGGCGCAUGUUCCUCUCCGUCAGCAGUGGCAUGGGUCUCGCCAUGGUCAUGACCACGCUAUUAGGUAUCGGGCUCGCCACCGGCCUCUCCACGAACGCCACCUGGCUCGACGCCUCGCUCACUUCGCAGGGCAGUCUCCUCGUAGCCUCCUUCACCCCGCUUCACGGCUUCGGCCGCUUCUGCUCCGUCGUCCUCGUCCUCGGCAUGGUCUCCAACAACAUCCCCUGCACCUACUCCGCCGGCCUGAACCUCCAAAUGCUCGGCCGGUACGGGCCACGGAUCCCGCGCCCGCUGCUGACCACCCUCGAGGUGAUCGUAUACACGGCGUGCGCGGUCGUGGCGCACGGAUACCUGCGGGAAAUCAUGGAGAAUUUCCUCCCGUUGAUGAGCUACUGGAUUGUGAUUUGGCUGGUGAUUGUCGUCGAGGAGGGGUGUAUUUUCCGUCGUGGCAAGGCGUAUGAUUGGGACGUUGUGGACAAUAUUCAGCGCUUGCCAAUGGGUUUGGCGGCGGGGGCGAGCUUUGUGAUCGGGUGUGUGGGUGCGGUUUUGGGGAUGUCUCAAUCAUACUUCGUCGGUCCCAUAGCGAAGUCCCUUUCGGGAGACUGCGACCUUGGAAUGUGGCUGGCGCUGGGGUUGACGGCCGUGUGCUAUCCGGGUCUUCGACUGGUGGAGUUAAGGAUGACUGGCCGGUGA